AUGCCGUCCAGCGGAUCGUUCUACGGGCACCCGUCGAUCGCGUCGCUGCAACAGCCGUCGCCGUCGUCGGCCGACUUUUACGCCGCGUCCAUGAUGGCUGACAAGCACAAGGCCCUCCACCAGCACCACCACCUGUCGUCGCUCCAGCAGCAGCAACAGCAACAGCCGUCGCCGGGCAUGUACGUGCCCAAACACAAAUCACAGCAACAGCAGCAGCAACAGUUGUCGUCGGCCAACGCCGCUGCGGCAGCGGCGGCCGUUUCGCUGAUCCACCAGCAACAGCAGAUGGCUAUGGCACUGGACAAGAACAAGGUGUUACAGGCGGCCAUGCAUCAGCGAGGCUAUGCUCACCCGUUCCUGCUCAACCCCGGCGGCCAGUACGGCAGUCAGCCUCUGUUCGGUGGCCCGGCUGCGGGUACCGGCCCUGGCGCGUUCGGCUCAGUGGCCGCUCGACCGCGUGCCUCGGCCGUGGGUGCUAGUGGGGUUGGCAUGGCCCGGGCGUCCCGACCAAAGAAACAGUUCAUAUGCCGGUUCUGCAACCGACAGUUCACCAAGAGCUACAACCUGUUGAUACACGAGCGGACGCACACGGACGAGAGGCCGUACUCGUGUGAUAUUUGCAAAAAAGCGUUCCGGAGACAAGACCAUUUGCGAGAUCACAAGUACAUCCAUUCCAAGGAGAAACCGUUCAAAUGCACGGAAUGUGGCAAGGGGUUCUGUCAGUCGCGCACGCUGGCCGUGCACAAGAUACUGCACCUGGAAGAGUCACCGCACAAGUGUCCUGUGUGCAAGCGCAGCUUCAACCAGCGCAGCAAUCUCAAGACGCAUCUACUCACGCACACCGACCACAAGCCGUACGAGUGUUAUUCGUGCAACAAGGUGUUUCGACGGAAUUGCGACCUCCGCCGGCACACGCUCACGCACGCGGUCGGCGACGCGCCCGCCACCGGUGCGUUGGGUGCCGGAGGUGCCGCGUCCUCGUCGUCCGCGUCACCGGCUGGUGCGGGCGCGAUUGCACCCCGAUCGGCUGCAGAUGACGAAGACUUUUGCGACGAUGAUGACGACGAGGAUGAGGACGAGUUGUGCUCGAUGCUGCAAACUCCGUCCGGUCGGAGCCGCCGCCGUGGUCGAGGCGGUGAAGACGACGAAGACUGUGGCGAUGAUGUGGACGACGACGAAGACGUGGACGUGGACGAAGAGGACGCGGCUGCAGCCGCGUCAGAACCGUCGGCGCCAGUCGCUGCCGUCGCCGCUUCCACCUCCGCCUGUUCGUCAAGCGUCGCCGAAGCCGCCACCGUCGCAAAACAGGAACCGGCGUCGUCGUCUUCGUCGUCCGUGGACACGGGUUCUGCGACCGUGGCCGCCGCUGAAGAGGAGAUAGAAGAGGAGGAAGACGUCGGUAAGAUUUCGUUGUUCCGGCGGGCGGCCGUACCCAGAGCCGGUGUGCACGAAACAAAGUGUCACGACGAGUCGUCUGCGUACACUAUGCGUCCGUCGUCCAGUUAUCACCAUCACCACAAUCGUUACCAACAUCAACAUCAACCGCACAAUCACCACCAACCGCAACCACUGCAUCUAUUCCUACAGUCGCCGCUCCUCCACCACCAGCAAGUCCAGCAACAGCAACAGCAGCACCACCACCACCACCAAGCUAUGUUGAACGUCAGGAGAGACUUGCACGACCGGUCGACGGGGAUGGUGAUGCCGGUACCGUCACCUCGAGCGCUGCCUUCGCCGCAGCCGUCCGCGUACCAGUCGCUUCAACUGUUUCAACCAGCUCCUGCGGUCGCCGCGCCGCCGCCAACGCCGCAGCAACCGCCGCCUAAUCAGAACAACGGUCAGCCUGCCGCGCCCAAGCGCAAAGGGUUCAGCAUCGACGAACUGAUGAGUUAA
This is a messenger RNA of Macrosiphum euphorbiae (potato aphid), 1893 nucleotides long. Lineage: Eukaryota; Metazoa; Arthropoda; Insecta; Hemiptera; Aphididae. The record is from the annotation of a GenBank genome assembly.